Molecule: messenger RNA, 2725 nt
Organism: Microdochium trichocladiopsis
Lineage: Eukaryota; Fungi; Ascomycota; Sordariomycetes; Xylariales; Microdochiaceae
Product: bacterial low temperature requirement A protein-domain-containing protein
Exons: 4
Coding region: 298-2529 (743 amino acids)
Source: RefSeq, a predicted model, not a curated record
CAUGUCUCAGCCCGCCCAGCUGGCUCGGGAGGCCAAAGCAACGGUGGCGUGCCGGGCUUGAGCUGCCGACUGACAUAAAGGGGACUGGAUGGGCUGUGGCUCUUGAAGGGAAGGAAACCUUGUUACCUUUGUCUUCUGCUUUGGUCGGUCAGUGUGUAUGAAGCUGCGGUUGAGGCUGAACGACGCCAGGAAGACGCCGCCCCGGCAGCAGAACAAGACUACAGGGCCAGACACACAACUUUGCCUCACACGCACGCAGCGAUAACAGAAAUCGAGUCACAGGAGGCACGGGCAACCAUGUCUGCAGCAGUCGGACCGGCAGCGGACUCGGAGCAGCCAAGCUUGCUGCUGUCGUCGUCUGCUUCCUCGGCUACGACAAGGACGCCAUCACGACGCCCGUCGCGAGCAGCAGCAGCUAGUACCAUGGGAGCAGGUUCGACAACCACAGAGUUCCAUGUGCCCCCUGGCAAGAAGAUCCUCGUGGCGCUGCCCGAGGACGCAGCGCGACUGAGGGCAAAGUACAAAGGCGCCGCCGGCGCGACCACGACGCGGGCCGACAGGCACAGCAAUGGCGAGAACGAGGACGGCGACGACAAGGACAUACAAAUCGAGAUUGUGGUGCACGGAUCGUCCGAGCAUUCCGCGCACCUGCACUCGGCGCGCCGGCACCACGAGGCGCGCCGCGAGGAGUUUGCGCGGCGGUUCGGGGCCGACUUUGACGAGUGGGAGAGCACGCAGAGCGCGCUGGACGAGGUAAACCGCCAGCUGGAAGGGCUGGUGGAGCACGAGGCGCCGAGCGCGCUGAGUGCGAAUUUCGACCGGUUUGGAUAUUCUGCCACGCUCAAGACCUAUGCCGUCCACCCUGGACGAGAGUCGACACCUGGCUCGAGCCGUGCUAGUCUCAAUGGCAGCGACUCUGACAGCGGCACGUUGCGCAACUGGGAUGACACCUCUGGCGGGCGGACGAUUCGGCUUUUCCAGCGGCCUGUCAUCAAGCAGUACUUUCACAAGGGCCUGCUCUGGCGGAACAGCGAGCAGACCGAGGUGAUGAGCUUUGAGCUCUUCUUUGAGCUCAUCUAUGUCGGCAUCAUUCACUACAAUGGCGAGCAUGUGGCCGACAAGACGGACGCCCUGGAAAUCGGCCGCUUCAUCAUCACCUUCGUCAUGAGCUGGCAGGUCUGGUCAGACGUCCAGCAGGGCAUCAGCUGGUUCCAGGCGGACGACGUAGUCCAGAGAGUCUACAUCUUGUUCAUCAUUGCUUGCCUGCUUGGCUUCACCACCAACAUGACCGGCACCUUCAACGCCGAGUAUGACACCUACACCCAGCUUGUUGGCUUCUAUGUUGCAGCCAGGCUCGCCACCGCGCUCUUCUAUAGCGUCUCCAUCGUCCUCUUGCCCCUCAUCAAGGGCUUCAUGCUGUCUCAGGUCAUUCUCAUUGUGAUCCCGAGCAUGAUCUGGAUUGGCAGCAUCUUUGUCGACCUUCCUUCGCGCUUCGCCCUGAUCGCUAUCGCUUGGCUACUCGACUACUCCGGCCCGUCUGUGCUCCUCUACCUGUUCGCAUGGACAAGACCCUCGGAGAAACCCAGGUCCAAACGCAUGGCAAAGUUCUACGACUUCUGGCCGGCCAUCAACAUCGAGCACCGUGUCGAGCGAACCAAUGCCUUUGUUGCGCUCGUCAUCGGCUGGGCUGUCGUCGCUCUGCUGUACCAGAAUGCCGCAUUCGGUUUCAACGCCAUCCUCGGGAAGGCCAUCAUCGGGCUCGUCCAAGCCUUCGUCUUCAACUGGAUCUACUUCGAGGUCGACGGUGAAAACCUCCACCUGCACGCCAUCCGCCGCAGCGGCUGGAGCUCCGCACUAUGGAGCAUAGCCCACCUGCCCUUCAUCUGCGCGUAUACUCUGUCCUCGGCGGCCAUGUCCAAGAUUGUCGUCGCCCACGACUCCAUCAACUCGGACCCACACUCCCUCGAGGAGUACUACGCCCACAACUCGAAGCCCUACGUCACCCAGGGCGUCCGCUGGGCGUACUGUGUCGGGCUGGCCAUCGCGCUGCUGCACAUGGGCCUCAUCAGCAUGAGCCACGUGCACAAGGUGCCCCCUGGCAUGCGCGUGCCCAAGAAGUACCGGAUGCUGAACCGCGGCGUCGUGUGCGUCAUCUUCUUCUGCCUGCCCCUCGCGGGCGACGCGCUCGACUCGCUCCGGCUCGUGGCCGUCACCAUGUUGCUCAUGGUCUGGGUCUUGCUGCUCGAGAUCUGGGGCAAGUCGUGCUCCGACCAGACCUGGUGCGGCAACGGCCUGAAAGCCGGGCAGUGCCGGGCAAGGUACGAGGCGCGGUGCUCGAAGAAGACGCUGGAAAAGGCCCUGAUGCAGGAGAAGGAAGAUGCUGCUGGAGACGAUGCGGAGUCGGGACGGCUUGGUGAUGUCCACGCCGAAGCACAGGAAAAGAGUGAGCGGCGCAGGGACAAGAACGGUGAUGAGCCGGAGAUUGAGGUGUUGCAGCUGAGUCGCAAGGAGAAGACUGCCGUUGCCUGAACUCAGAAGAAUGAGAUUGAGUGCAGUGACGAAGAGCGAUCAGAAACAGUAGUCAACAGCCGGUGAGGUUUUAAAUUUUCCCAUACAUCAUUGAAAACUAGACUGAGUGACGGAACUCGACAAUAAUCCAAAAGAAAAAGAUAUGAGCCAAUAACACAGUCUGUACUUGUGACAGAAACCAAAUGACCAUGACAGG